AUGGAAGGUAAAGCUUUCAUUAUUUAUUGUGAUGCCUCAUAUUUGGGCUUGUGUGUUGAGUUGAUGCAAGAAAGAAAUGUCAUAGCUGAUGCAUCGCGACAGUUGAAGGUGCAUGAGAGAAAUUACCCGAUACAUGAUUUGGAGUUAGUAGUGGUAAUGUUUGCUCUCAAGAUCUGGCGGCAUUGCCUUUAUGGUGUCAAAUGUGAGGUGUUUACUGAUCAUCGUAGUCUACAACAUGUAUUCACUCAAAGGGACCUAAAUUUGAGACAGAUAAGGUGGAUGGAGUUACUCAAGGAUUAUGAUGUUACCAUCCAGUAUCAUCGGGGUAAGGCUAUUGUGGUGGUAGACGCACUAAGUCAGAAGAUGGUAAAGUAUGAGCACCAAAGUUCUGCAGGUUUGCUUCAGGGAAUGCCAAUUCCGGAAUGGAAGUGGGGGAAGGAUAGCUAUGAAUGUUAUGGGCCAGUGGCUUAUAGAUUGGCUUUAUUGCCUAGCCUAUGUAGAGUUCAUCCAGUGUUCCAUGUGUCCAUGUUGAAUAAGUAUCAUGGGGACAAAGAUUACAUCAUAAAGUGGGACUCAAUUUUGUUAGACAAAGACCUUCAUACGGAGGAACCAGUUGCAAUUCUGGAUCGCGAUGUUCGAAAGCUGAGAACUAAGGAGAUAAUGUCUGUGAAAGUUAAAUGGAAGCAUCGUCCUAUUGAGGAAGCUACUUUACUCUUGCUUUAG
Molecule: messenger RNA, 723 nt
Organism: Solanum verrucosum
Lineage: Eukaryota; Viridiplantae; Streptophyta; Magnoliopsida; Solanales; Solanaceae
Exons: 3
Coding region: 1-723 (240 amino acids)
Source: RefSeq, a predicted model, not a curated record